Molecule: messenger RNA, 1185 nt
Organism: Cryphonectria parasitica EP155
Lineage: Eukaryota; Fungi; Ascomycota; Sordariomycetes; Diaporthales; Cryphonectriaceae
Exons: 3
Coding region: 1-888 (295 amino acids)
Molecular function (GO): protein binding
Source: RefSeq, a predicted model, not a curated record
AUGACCGUCGAGGCCCUCCGCAGCUCCAUCCACGGCGAAACCCAUAUCGACCCCGCCGCCCAGCAUCUCUACCACAACGGCCGGCUGAUCUCCGACAACAACAAGACCAUGGAGGAGCUGUCGAUAGGCGACGGCGAGAUGCUCGCCCUCCACGUCCGUGACAUGCGCGGGAGCACCGGUGUACCUACCAAUAACUCCUCCAGCAGCGGCCAAGCUGGGUCUUCUACCCAGAACCAGCAGCAGCCGGGCGCCCCGCGGUCUGCGGUGCAGACGGAUCCCGAGGUCAUCAGGCUGCAGUUCCUGGGGAACCCCUCGUUGAUACCAGAGCUACGCAGGACACAGCCGCGCCUGGCCGAUCACAUCAACGACCCACAGCAGUUUGCCGCCGAGUUCAGAAAUGCCGCGGACAGAGAGUUCAGGGACAAGGCCGAGAGACAGCGGCAAAUAGCAGCACUGAAUGCAGACCCGUUUGACGUCGAGGCACAGGCAAAGAUCGAAGAAAUGAUCCGCCAGGAGAGGGUCAUGGAGAACUUGCAGAAUGCGAUGGAGCACAACCCCGAAGGUGAGGACAAGCUCUUGAUCCAGGGUGUCGAGGUGCCGUUCCUCGGCGAGGCAGAUAUCCCAAAGGAGGUUGAGGAGGCUCUCGCCGUGGAGCCGAAGCUUGCUGGUCCGAGUGGUAUGGCCAUUGGUGCCAAGUCUGGAACCGUCUCUCAACCAGCGCAACCAGCACAGCAAGCACAGCAAACAGAGCAAGCACAGCCGAGCUUCCCCAACGAGGCCAUCGAGCAGCUUGUGCAGCUGGGAUUCUCGAGAGAGGCGGUUAUCAACGCCCUUCACGCCACUGGAGGCAACGUCGAGUAUGCCGCCGGCUUGCUCUUCGACCAAUGAACGACAAGACAUUCAGCGUCAAGUACCGUCGCAAUCACAGCUGGGAAACCUUAUGAUUGUGACCGGUGAUCCCUCUCUUUUUUGCUGUCUUUCUUCGAGACAAUGUGCAUGUGCAUAGCGGACAGAGCCACAUGGAAGGUACUGUAAUGCCAAAGGGAAAAGGUAGUGGUGUAUACAUUGUGAAUAUUCGUGAGCCUGUCGUCAAGAUGUGGACAAGAAACCGUAAGGAGUACUCAUCUCAAGUGGAGGCCAUAGAAGCGCAGAUUAUAGCCCCGGGUUAAUAUUGUCAAAACCAUG